UUGUACGGCGGCGACAUGAUGAUCACUACAAAAAUCAUCAAAAACAUGGCCGAGAAGAUGGCUCUGGACAUUAAGACCUAUCAAGAUGCGAACCAGAGGGAGGUCAGCGUCACGGAGCUGCUCCAGGGCGUAGUGAGGACCGGUAGCAAUCUGCUCGAGAAGGCGCAAAUGGCGUCCUGGAAGGAUCUUAGUCAUCAGGAGCAGAUGAGGGUCGCAACGUCGCUGCUGAUCGGUCUCGAAGAGAACGCCUUCUUAUUGGCCGACACGCUUAUGCAGGAGAAGACCAUUAUGCAUGAAGGCAAAAACAUAUUGAUGGAAGUUCGCGUACUGGACGCGCGCAACAUCGGCAACGAGCUGGAAGUUUUCCCAAGUGAAGCCGCCCAGCAAAGGUGGACCGUCUCGAACGAUCGCGUGGAACUUACCAGGGGCGCUUUACUGGACAACAGCGAGGCCGGCAUCGUCCGGUUAGUCUUCAUGGCCUUUGACAGACUCGAGGAGAUACUACAGCCGCAAGCGGAGCCGCCGUCCGUCGUCAUGAACGACGAUCCCCAGCCCCUGCCGCGGAGGAACACCACCCGACUCCUCAACAGCAAAGUUAUCUCGGCGUCCUUGGGAAAAGGCCGGCACAUACAACUCUCGGAACCCGUUCGGGUGUAUUUCAGACAUCUGGCGGUCGAGAACGUCACCAACCCCACUUGCGUCUUCUGGGAUUACAUCUUGAGCGCCUGGUCGGACGAGGGAUGCCAGAUACAAAAGACCAACGAGACUCACACCGUGUGCGAAUGCAAUCACCUGACGAACUUCGCUGUGCUGAUGGACGUACACGCCGUCAGGCUGGACAUUGCCCAUCAGGUUGCCCUGCAAAUCAUCACGUAUAUAGGCUGCAUCAUUUCCGUCGUCUGCCUCGUCCUGGCUAUUCUCACGUUUCAAUUAUUUCGCGGACUGAAGUCGGACAGAACGACGAUCCACAAGAAUCUCUGCGUGUGCCUGCUGAUUGCCGAAGUACUUUUCGUUUGCGGGAUCGGCCAAACUAAUCAGAGAAUCGUCUGCGGCAUCGUGGCCGGCUUAUUGCACUUUUUCUUCUUGUGCGCAUUUGCUUGGAUGUUCCUCGAAGGAUUCCAAUUAUACGUGAUGCUGAUCGAGGUAUUUGAAGCGGAAAAAUCGCGGCUUCGAUGGUAUUAUCUGGUCGCGUAUGGCGCACCGCUGCUCGUCGUAGCAAUUUCGUGCAUAAUCGAUCCACUUAGCUACGGUACAGAUCGAUACUGUUGGCUGCGCGCAGAUAAUUAUUUCAUCUUCAGCUUCGUCGGACCUGUGAUACUCGUUAUACUGGCAAAUCUGGUAUUUCUAUCGAUGGCAAUCUAUAUGAUGUGCCGGCAUGCGAACACAACCGUGGCUAUGAAAAGCAAGGAGCAUUCCCGAUUGGCUAGCGCAAGGGCCUGGCUGCGGGGCGCUAUCGUGCUGGUGUUUCUACUAGGUCUGACCUGGACGUUCGGGCUUCUCUACUUAAACCAAGAAUCCGUCGUGAUGGCGUACAUCUUCACCGUAUUGAAUAGUCUCCAGGGGCUGUUUAUCUUUGUGUUCCAUUGCGUACAGAACGAGAAGGUGAGGAAGGAGUACCGAAAGUUCGUGCGCCGUCAUUCUUGGUUGCCGAAGUGCCUAAGGUGCUCGAAGACUGUGACGGGCGGCUCGGCCGGCUCCACUGGCGGCAGCGGCGGCACCGGCGGUGCCAACGGCGGCAAGGACUUCGCCUCGCACAACACCUCGUCGAAUCCCUCGGCUCCUACCACUGACAGCUCUGGACUGUCGCCUCAUGCAGCCACCAAUGUGGGUACCAACGCCGGCGCCACGUCACCGCCGAACAAUCACAACAACCUGACCACCACCUGUAACAAUACGAAUCUUUCGAUAAACGUGAACCUGAACAAUUUGUCGCUGAGGUCGCCGGUCGGGGCACACCAGAUGCACAUGAUGGCACCUAGCAACCACAAUAGGCAUCCCGCUCAGCAAGUAAUUAUCUAUGCUAUUUUAUUCGCAUUGUCAACCAGAUUGUUCACGACGAAGGAAUUUAAACAAACGAACUUCCGUCGACGACGGGGAAGGUAUACGUUUAGAAAGAUUCGUAAUGUACCAGUGGACCUAAUUCUAACUAGACACGCGAAGGGCGGAGUACGAAGGGAUGCACUUUAUGCAAGCACUUACACAUCGCAUUUCACGUCUGUUUGUUCUCUUGCACUCCAUGGCACUUCCGUAUUCCGCCUGAACGCGCUUCGAUACUUGGUAUCCGGUCGAAGCUGGGCGAUAGUCGAUAGGCAGCCGGCAGUAACGGUGCCAGGUGAACCCGCCUCGACCGAGGCUCACAUCGUGGCCACCCUGCCGUACGCACGUCACGCCUUCUUACCCUCAGCUCCCAAUAUCCCCAAAUCUGCCACCGCCACUUGGGGCCACCUUAACAAAAACCUCAUGUGGAAGAACAUUUCUUUUAAGUCCUAUUCUCGCGAUUCCGGACAUGGCGGCUCCGAGCAGGAGGAUUCCCCGCGGACGCACAACACCCUGACGCUCGGUCAUUCUGGUAGGAGACGCGGGCCGAAUGAUGCAAACGAAAUGAACACCGGUACCAGGACGAUGGGCGGUAGACGUGCCGCGAUGCCGUACAACCAUACGUAUACCGAAAUCGUAGACGGUCGAGGCAACGGCGGUAUCGCCGGGCAUCAUCAGCUGCACGGUCAUCACGGCCAGCACGUUCAUUUGCCGCGCGGCCUUGUCAACGAGGAUGAUCCAGUGUACGAGGAGAUCGAGCGCGGCGGCGGCGGCGGCGGCGGUGGUGGCGGUGGCAAUGGCAACGGCAACGGUGGCAUCAGCAGUGGAAUUGGCGGUAUCGUCGGCGCUGGCGAGAUCCAGGUGUCGGAUAUGUCCGAUGAGGACGGCCGUCGACAGAGCGAUAUGAGCAGACAGUCCUCCAGGAGCUACGGCGAUCAUCGGCCGCUGAUCCCGUAUUCGCCCGCCGCCGAUCGCAACCUGGUGCACUACGGCCAGGCGAUGACGGAACGCGGCGGCAAUGGCGGCGGUAAUCUCACGCAUUAUGACUCGACGGAGUACGGGGUGGAACGAACCUUGAACGCCUGUUGGGAAAAGCUGCGCCGGCAGCAGGCCAGGUACGAGCUUGGGGAUCUGCCGCGGUUGCCAGCGGCAUACGGCAUGCCGCCGCAGCAGGACCACACGCGGACGGUGGCCGUGCUGGACGGGCACACCGUUGUCUGUCAUUUACAGCCGCAGACGGACAUGUACACGGGUCGCGGUAUGCCGCCGCCGUCCUACAGCGAGUGUUAG
Cyphomyrmex costatus is the source of this 3327-nucleotide messenger RNA. RefSeq names its product latrophilin Cirl. The record is from RefSeq and is a predicted model, not a curated record. NCBI's taxonomy places the organism in Eukaryota, Metazoa, Arthropoda, Insecta, Hymenoptera, Formicidae. The coding region runs from base 16 to 3327 and encodes 1103 amino acids. The transcript has 11 exons. Gene Ontology annotation, biological process: cell surface receptor signaling pathway; G protein-coupled receptor signaling pathway. Gene Ontology annotation, molecular function: G protein-coupled receptor activity. Gene Ontology annotation, cellular component: plasma membrane.